UUUUCACGCUCCUACUAGCUACUCUACUCCCUCCACUACAUAUAUUCAAAACACAAUUGAACCAAAUUUCAUUUUUCAUUUCACUGACCCAUUAACAGUUUUUAAGGCUCCAACGUAAGACAAUAGUGUGAGUGAGACAAAAGGGUUGUGUUUUGUACCUCAAUCAUGCCUUCAGGUCCUAAGAAGAGAAAAGCUGCUAGGAGAAAGAAGGAAAAGGAAAACAACAACAUUAACAUCAACCUUUCAUCAACCAAUAACCCUCUUCAAGGAAAUGAUGAUUUGAAGUACCAAAAUGAGGUGGAAGAGAGAGGCCUGUCAGCUGUUCGACCAAAUGCUUCUGAUGUGAAGUCUGUGGAAGAAGUUUGUGGCGAUUUUAAGAUUGAAAAAGUGUUAGAAGGGAAGGAGGACAGUUUUGUUACGAUAAAGAGAGAUUUGAAAUCUGAGGAUAGUUAUGAGAAAGAAAAUGGAAAGCCUGAGCAUAUUGAAACUGCUAUCGAAUCAUGUUAUGAGAGUGAGAACUGCGGUGGCAUUUCUAACGGUGAAUCCUUGGCUGAGAAGAACUCAAAGGACGAGCUUUAUAAUUUCCUUGAAGAGGAAACCGUAUGUCACGAAAUGGUCAAAUCGGAUGAUUCUUCAGCUUCUGAUAUGACUGCGGUUAAAAUAAAUUCACUUGUUCAACUUGAAGAGACUGGUGGCAAUUCAGCGGCCAAAGAUUCUGUUAAUUCAGUUAAGACUGUGGCUUCUCUGUCUGAGGCAGAAAAGUGUGAUACUGGACUUGCCCCUCUUCCUGAAGUGACUGAUCUUGCUGGUAAGAUGAAUGAGGAUAGUGUGUAUCCUUUAACAAAUGAGAAUGCUACAUCAAGUUUGGAGGAACCUAAGUCAAAGGAAUCUAACAGUGAAGUGUUAACUUCAUCAUUUAAUGGUGCAGUGCAUACUAAGGAUUCUGAGGCCCCAAAAAGCACCAAAAAUCAGCCUUCAGUAAGCUCAGCUCCAAAUUUGGUGCGAAAGACUUCAUGGUGGAGUUGCUGUGGAAUAUUUGAAGUUCUGUCGGGUUCAGAUAGAUAAUUUCAGGUUUGACCUCUUAAGUUAUUCUACCUUGUAAAGCGGUUUGUUGCGGCUCUUUUAACUUAAAAGGUUGUGUUUGAUGACGUAUAUGCUCAUUGCUCACCUCUUAUAUAGACUGACUUGUGGUUGUCUUAAUUACUUACCCUGUUACAUGAUUUCUAACUGGUUUGUUCUUGGCAUUUAAUUAAUUAUAAAUUAUAAAUUAUUAGAGAGACUGUUGGUGGUAUUUCUUUCAUGUUGUGAUUUCACCAUUUUUGCGAUAUUUUUUGAGAUUUCAUUUUCAUACAAUUCUGCAUGCAAUCUGGAUCGCCAGGCCUGUGUCAAAUUGUGGAAUUGCACGAUCUUUAGAUUUAAAUCACCAUUUUAACAACAUUGCUCUCAUCCACUCUUGGAAUUGUUGCACAUCUUAUUUUGUUUUCAGUUUUUCUGGUCUUACUUAUAAUAAAUUUAUUGUUCUAAACUGUGAGAAAUGUGGUCUGGUUCCUGCUGUGGUUCACUCGAAAAAUGAAAAUGAGUUUACUUUUGACAAAUGGAAAAAUCAUUCAUCGGUUUCGAUAUCUAGUUGUAAGUAGUACAUAUUGCCUAGUCAAUAGUCAUACAAUAAGGGCACAAAUUUGCCCAUUGGAUUAGUUCUCAAUCCAACACACCUCGAAGUACUUGAAUCACUUUGAUGAUCCUAUAUUCAAAUGCACAUGGUUAGUUAAGAUGUUACUUCUUAGUCCUAUGUGUUGUUUGUAUCAAUUGAUUUUUAAGUUGCAAUAUUCUUUCUGAUCAUGUAUUUAUUGGGAUUAUCUGUGCAGUCUAUCGCCAUAUUAUUAUACUGUAUGGUUUAUAAUUUAUACAUUUUGACCGUGUAAAUCAUGUUAUGGUUUAUAAUAUCUGUUUUCUGCUUUUACUGCACAAAUAUAAGGCGAGGAUCUCAACUUAUAAGUCACUAAUGGAAUGAAACUGAAUCAAUUCCAAACAUCAGAUCUUGACACAUAAGUUGAGCUUUACCAAGUUUAAAUAACUUAUUUUGUUUUUGUGUGCGUAAACUAUAUACCCGUAUAAAAUUGUAGAGACUAAUUUCUCAAGUAGACAUCUAAGUUUAUCAAAGUUUUAUUUUGUUAUAAAAUUGACUUGAAACUUAAAUCUAAUAUUUUUCAACUUAUUGUCAUAAGCUCGGCGUUACUAGUAAACAACCUGAACAUAUGUAGUUCAAAAGCAAAAUAAUUAAAUUACAAUUUGAACUUUUUUUUAAAAUCAAUCUUUUUUUGCUUAAAAAAAAAUCUUAAAAAUGCAUUAUGCUUAAUUUUCCCCACUUUUCAAAGGGAUAUACUUGUUAGCAAUUGAGCAACUUCCAUAGGGUUAAGUUGAUAAUAAAGCAGCCUCUAACUCAAAUGCAAAAGAAAAAGUCUAAAACCCAUAAAAAGUUCGAGGAAAAAUUGAUGAAAAAAAAAUCAACCGGAAAAAGGAAGAAAAGAAAUACUCGAGGCAAAUAUGAAACCAAAGUCACAAUUGGACUACUAAAGCAACUGAUCAAAGUUAAACUUGAUGGUGAGUGUUGAACAAAUAAGUCUUUGCCCGCCAACACUCCAAUUAGGCAUGUAAUAAAAAUUCGGACCACGAUUAGAUCGGAAGGUUAAAAUUACACAAUACUAAAAUAAACUAUAAACUAUCUCAGAAAGCCAUUAACCCUAAAACAAAGGUCUAUUACACAAUGACAAUAGUUGCUGUGAAGAGACAUGGAAAUACAUUAACCCUGAAACAAAGGUCUAUUACACAAUGACAAUAGUUCUUGUUAUUACAAAAAAACAUGAAGUAAGGCAUAAAUAUUAUAGUUUUUUCAUCCUCCUUGAUGCUUACUCCUCUUUUUAUUUGAAAUUUUCAAUCUUAAUAAAUAGCUACAAAACUAUUUUCAUUAUGUAGAAACUUCCAAUCAACCAAAACCAACUGCUUUGGUGAUUACCAAUAGUGUGCGUGAAAAAACCCUUCUUUGGGGUAGUACAAAGCCAAGUUUCAUACAUGCAAAAAUCAAUACAGCCAAUCAUUAUGAUCGAUAAACCUCAGGAAGCUGAAGACCAACACUUGCAGCAGAUUUUCCAAGUGUCCUUUUCACUUCAUCUGAUCUAUCAAUUGCAAUGUUAUACGAGAAAAGUAAAUCCUGCAAGAUUGUUGACAAUGAUUCAUGGUCAGAAAGCCAGCCAAAUAAAGUGUAGUUUUUUCCUAGUAAUGAUUUACACUACAAACAUAAAAUGAGUCAACUUGGAUCCAACUUGGCUAUGCUGAAUUGCUCAUCACUAGCAAAAAAUACAUUACAUCCUCUUCUACACCUCUUACUUUUAUUUUGCAAUAUACAUACAACAAAAUCCGUUGACAUCUCGUUAAGUCUUAAACUGAAUGAGUUUGUGUCAUUUAACCAAUCAGAACAAUGUACAGAGGCUUAUACAAUACAAGUGACUGUUUGAAGGGAAAAUACAAUAAAAACAAAGUAAUACCUUGUGAUGGUGCACACUGUUAAGCAGCAAAGUAUAAUCGCGAGCAAGCUUUAUUUUCUGUUGGACAGCCACACCAUCAGACAGAUUUCGGUUCUUGUGGAAUUCGGAGGUUACAUAUUCUAAAAAAUGUCUCUUGUUCUCUUCUUUCCCAAUAUGCUUCUUGACUGCCUUGAGAAGAUGGCGAUAGAUGUUAGCUGUUUGGAAGACUUCGCUUCUCAUUCUUUUUCUAUGAAUAUCCACAAUCUAUUACUGCAAGGGAUGACAUAUUUAAAAUAG
This is a messenger RNA of Trifolium pratense (red clover), 3818 nucleotides long. RefSeq lists its product as uncharacterized. The transcript is spliced from 3 exons. Bases 166 to 1065 code for a protein of 299 amino acids. NCBI's taxonomy places the organism in Eukaryota, Viridiplantae, Streptophyta, Magnoliopsida, Fabales, Fabaceae. The record is from RefSeq and is a predicted model, not a curated record.